Bufo gargarizans (Asiatic toad) is the source of this 8658-nucleotide messenger RNA. Its product is annotated as collagen alpha-1(VII) chain-like. The record is from RefSeq and is a predicted model, not a curated record. Gene Ontology annotation, molecular function: serine-type endopeptidase inhibitor activity; protein binding. Lineage: Eukaryota; Metazoa; Chordata; Amphibia; Anura; Bufonidae.
AUGAUAUCAUUACAGUUAAGGAUUUUAACCCUCACAUUUCUUUUGACUGAAUGGACGGUGAUGGCUCAGCUAGAAGACUGCAGGUCUGCAGAGGCCGCCGACAUUGUAUUCCUUGUAGAUGAGUCUUGGAGCGUGGGAGAAGACAACUUUCAGAUUAUUAAAGACUUUAUUAGAAGUAUGAUUAGCUCAUUUCAGAAUACAGAGGCACUUGGGAAGGAAGGAAUGCGAUUUGGAGUUGCGGUUUAUGGAGAUUCCCCAAGGAUGAGCAUUGAAUUGUCAGAUUAUGAAACUAUUCAAGAAGUAUUGUUGGCACUCCAAAGCGUUGCAUACAAAGGGGGAGACACAAAAACCGGCGAAGCCCUUGCCUUUUUGGCAGAUCGAGUAUUUAACCCAUCCAUUUCCAGAGAAGAUGUACCAAAGAUUGUUUUACUACUCACUGAUGGUAAAUCUGGAGAUGUGGUAGAAGAGAAAGCCCAACGAUUGCAGGAUAAAGGAGUAACAUUAUUUGCUAUAGGUAUAAAGGAUGCUGACCAAAGGGAGUUAAUGAAAAUUGCAUCUUACCCCAGUGAAGAACAUGUCAUUAUUGUUAAGGACUAUUGGUCUCUCUUUGAGAUGCUACCUCGGAUUUCAAGAAAAGUCUGCUUCACUGCCUCAGAGCCUCCAAGGCCAAUCAAACAGUUCGUAGAAAGUGCAAAAAUGAUUGGCCCACGAGAUUUGAUAGUAAGCGAACAGGAUUAUAAUUCAAUGCGUGUUACAUGGAGCCCAGCCACAGGUGAUGUAACAGGCUACCAAGUCAUUUUGAAUUCUCUGACAUCUUCUGGCCGCCUUAAUACAAAUGAUCAAAGACAGAUUACUCUGGACAGUAACAAGCACACAGUGUUUAUAACCGAUCUGAAGCCAUCUACUGAAUAUUUAUUCACUGUACUGGCCACAUAUCCAAAUGUCAUUGGAGAUUCGACAACAGUUAGAGGGAAGACAACUCCGGUGCCUCCAGUAACUAAUUUCCGUAUAAUAGAAGAGAGACUUUUUGGCUUAAAGGUGGCCUGGACUCUUCCUUUGGGAAAACUUGAUGGUUACAAAAUUUAUAUUCCAAGAUCUAACAGACCUGGAUUUACAUAUGAACACAUUUUAAAUGGAGACGUCUCAUCACACAUUAUUGAUAACUUAGAGGAGGAUAAAGAAUACACUGUUAGCAUCUACGCCGUUUAUCCUGAAGGACCUAGCCAACCGGUGUCAGCAGUGGGCCGUACAUUGAAGUUGCUUUCUGUCAAAAAUUUGACACUACAGAAUAUCACAACAGGAACUAUUCGAGCACACUGGACUCCGGUUCAGGGAGCCACAGGCUAUCGACUUACUUGGUCAUCUGCAGAGGGAUUUAAUCAAAAUGUCAACCUGGCAGAUAGUUACUCUCAGUACCUGAUUCAGGGACUGCAUCCUGACACUGAGUGUACAGUAACUAUCAAUCCGAUCUUUGUAGACACAGAGGGCCCUGUGGUUACCGCUAAAGCUACAACCUUGGCUUCAAGCUAUGUACAGAGUCUGAAAGUGAGUGCAGUGACUAUCAAUACAGCUGUGAUAUCAUGGAAUGCAGUACAGGGUGCUACAGGAUAUCGACUGGCAUGGGGCCCAACUCCAGAAUUUAUUGGCCAAGAUCGUCCAAGACAACUUGCACUGAAUAGCACGCUUUCUUCCUUUGAGCUAAAAAACCUGGUACACAACACCGAAUAUGUGAUCUCUUUAUAUGUACUCUUUGGCUCUACGGUGGGACCUGGAAUCUCAACAACUGUCCGAACCUCACCUCUUGGAUAUGUGUCUAACUUCAAGGUAACUGGAUACACCAGCACUUCCAUUUCUCUGGCCUGGAGUUCCACCAUUGGAGCUACUGAAUAUAAAGUGUCCUGGAGCCCUGCAACUUCAGGUUACUAUAAUACACCUAAAAGUCAGUACCUGGCUGCAAAUAUCCGGUCAUACCAUAUUACAAAUUUACAGCCAAACAACCGGUACAUUAUGAAUGUUCAGGCAGUUUACAGCAACACUGAAGGUCCACCAGCCACUCUGGUUCAAAGCACAGACUCCAAUCCUGUUCAGCUCCUUCCUGUUAAAGGCUUGCAGAUUAUUGAUACUGGAGUCAAUAACCUCAAACUAUCUUGGAAGAAAACACCUGGAAUAACACACUACAAAAUUUCAUGGGUGCCAUUUGAUGGUGGUGCUAGAAACUCAAAGAUUGUUAGCACAGACUCUUCAUUUUUUUCAAUACCUGACUUGAAAGAGAGCACUACUUACAAUAUUUAUGUAUCAUCUAUUGUUGGAAACCGAGAAGGAAGUCCUGUUCUUCUUACAGCAAAAACGUUAGACUUACCAAGAGUGGACUCACUUGAAGUAAAAGAAACAACAGGGGAGAGUGUGUUACUGAGUUGGUCUGGAGUCAACGGGGCAUCCUCAUAUCUUUUAACAUGGAGGUUAACUUCAGAGUCUGAUGCCUCCAUGGAACAACUGGCAGCAUCGUACAGAUCAUUCAGGCUCACUGGAUUACACUAUGGAAAAACCUAUGUUUUUGCAAUAAAACCAUUGUUUGGAGAAAUGGAAGGACCAGAGAAAACUAUAACUCAAGCUAUAUAUGGACCAGUGAAAAGACCAGCCAUUCCCAUCCCCACUGUUCAUGGACCUAGGAUAACGACAUCUAUUGAAAAGACAACCACGUCAACACCAGUUGAACGUCCUCCACUAACAUUACCACAAAUUUCCAGAUCUACCAGUUCUGCUGCCAGAGGAACUUCAGCGUCUGUUUCUGAGCCCAUCUGUGCAAAGUUAAAGGCUGAUAUAGUAUUGCUUGUGGAUGAGUCUUCCAGCAUUGGGCCUGGUAAUUUUAACAAGGUCAAAGAUUUUCUCUAUAGAAUAGUAUCAUAUUUUCCCAAAAUUGGACCCCAAGGGGCACAGAUUGCUAUUGUUCAAUACAGUGAAGAACCGAGAACAGAGUUUCACUUGAACCAACACAAGGAGAGGAAUUCUGUUUUGAAGGCCAUUAGAAACAUGCAAUAUUUUGGAGGCAACACCAAUACAGGUCGAGGCAUUGGACACGUUCUAAAGGAGAUGUUUCAAGUAUCUCAAGGAAUGAGGCCUUCAUCUCCUCAUGUGAUGGUGUUGGUGACUGAUGGACGAUCACAGGAUAAUGUGAUGCAGCCUUCAAGAGUGGCCCAUGCCUUAGGAAUCAGAAUGAUUGCUGUUGGAGUAGGAGCUGCAGAUAUGGAUGAGCUGCGGGCUGUAAUGAUGAACCGUAAUUUAGAGGACAUCUUUUUUGUCAGCUCCUUUGACGACUUUCCAACAAUUGUACAUGAGCUUAUAGAGGCGAUAUGUGCUGAAAGUGAAAAGCCAGUAAAAAUGCAGCCUGCAGAGUCUAUCAAGACAGAGACGGAAAAUGAAGAGAAACCUCCCAAGCAGCCAGUGGGACCAUGUACAUCAACAUGUUCAAAAGGUCAAAAGGGGGAACAGGGUGAAAAAGGACCUCCAGGACAGAAUAUUUUCACAGGUCUACAGACUGGGGGCCUGGACCUCUUCAACAUGAACUCAAAAGGAGAGAAAGGAGAACGGGGUCUACCUGGCCAAGACGGGGUUCCCGGCCUUCCAGGACGUCCUGGUAGAACAGGACCUCCAGGUCCACCAGGUUUGAUGGGUCAUAAAGGUUUCCAAGGAGAUACUGGAACUCAAGGUUACUCGGGACCUCCUGGACCAAAAGGGGACAGAGGGGAGCCUGGCUAUGUGUUGGGAGGAGUCGAUGGAUUGGCUGGGCUUGGUGGCAUUCCUGGAUACCCUGGCUCAAAGGGUCAUCCGGGUUCCCCUGGACUUCCAGGUCCUCCUGGUGUUCCAGGAUUUCCUGGGCCACAAGGACCCCCAGGAAUUUCCAUCAAGGGUGAACCGGGUGAAACAGGGACCCAGGGUCCCCGUGGAAAACCUGGAUUAAAAGGAGAUAAAGGAGAAGCGGGAGAAGCUGGGAGAGCUGGGUUGCCAGGUCCAAUAGGUCUUGAUGGUCUCCCAGGACUUCAAGGGAUAAAAGGAGAAAAGGGAGAUGCAGGAAUUGGUUUCCCCGGAAUACCUGGCUUAAAGGGAAUGUUAGGAGAAAAGGGAUCUAUGGGUCCUGCAGGACCUCCUGGACUAAAGGGUGAGCGGGGCUUUCAAGGAAUUGAAGGAGCAGCUGGUUUAAGGGGUAAGAAAGGUCAAGAUGGAGAAAAAGGUGAAAAGGGAGAGCGUGGUGAUAUUGGGCCCAUUGGACCUUCUGGAAGAUCUGGGCUUCCAGGGCCUACAGGACUAAAGGGAGACCAGGGGAUCCAAGGUUUUCCAGGCGCUCCAGCAAUGGGGGUAGUUGGACCAACUGGUAAGAAAGGUUCCAGGGGUGACACUGGACCCAUUGGUCCACCAGGCCCUAAAGGAUUCAUAGGAGACCAAGGAGCCAAAGGAGUUAAGGGAGAAGCAGGAUAUGGAAUCCCUGGUCAGCCGGGAUUAAAGGGAGACCCUGGGGAACGAGGUAACAUUGGGUUAUCUGGGAAGCCUGGUCCAAAAGGAGAAGGAGGUGACAAAGGACAAAAAGGUGAACCUGGAACUUCUUUGACUUUGCCUGGAAUAAGAGGUAAAGAUGGUGAACAAGGUUUAAAAGGAGAACCUGGUAUGAAGGGAGAUGCCGGGAUAAAAGGUGAACUAGGAGAGAAAGGACAGAGGGGCAGUACAGGACUUCCUGGCCGUAUUGGAGAUUCUGGAAAAAAAGGAGAGACUGGAUCACCUGGAAAAGAUGGUAUUGAUGGCAAGAAAGGAAACAAAGGUGAACUUGGGCAGCCAGGACCACCUGGAAGUGCAGUUACAACAGUGGAUAACAGUUUACUUGUCAAAGGAGAAAAGGGAGACAAUGGAGAGGUAGGCUCUCCAGGGAAUUCAGGCUUGAAAGGAGAAAAAGGAGACUCUGGACCACCAGGCCCAAAAGGUCCAGAGGGGCGUCCAGGACCUCCAGGCAAUGCUUUGUUAGAAUCCGCUCCAGAAAAAGGAGAGAAAGGAGAAACGGGAAGUCCUGGCUCACCUGGGAAAAAUGGAAUGGAUGGCAAAGAUGGAAUCCAAGGAACAACUGGAAAAAAGGGAGAGCCUGGAGAGAAAGGAGUGCCUGGAGAUAGUGGAAAAUCGAGUGCUAUAGGGAUAAAGGGUGAUCGUGGUGAUAUGGGACCAAUGGGGCCUCCUGGGCCACCUGGACCACAGGGUUAUCCAAGGAAAAAUGUAGAAAUGAAGGAUUUGGAGUUGUUGUUAGAAUCAUAUGGUAUUAAGUUGAAUCUCCUGAAGGAACUAACUGACCAUCUCAUACAAAAUGGAGUUGAAGAUUUUUUUCAGCAUUUCUCAAGCUCUAAGAAGGAUCGGACUGCAAAGAAGAAGCAGAUUUUAAAACAUACAGAAAACAAUAUUGGUGCUGCAAUACAUGAAAUUUCUAAUGAAACAGAAGAUGAGGAUUUAAAUUUGAGAACAAUUCCAGAAGACACCUUAACAGUCGGUGGUACUGAUAUACAAACACAGGAAGCAAAUGAUGGCAAAAAGCAAAAGAAGAAGAAAAAAACUGAUUCCCAGCCUAUUAGUGUUAUAACAAAUGUGGUCACAGAGGAGCAGGAAGAAAACAGAGAAGAGCAUGGUCUUCAGUUUAAUAUAGAAGAAAGCAACCCAUUACCAUUACCUACUCAGAUACCUACUACUGUAGAUGGGCGUAGGCUACUCAUUGUAACCCAAACUGCUGCACAAUCUGGGCAACCUAGUAGGAAACAGGACAAGGAAUCUCGAAAAGAGAGUAAGACAAAAAGCCGCCUGGAAAAAGCAAUAACCGACACAAGACUGAGAAAUACGUUGUCUGAGGAGAGUAAUGGAAAUGAUGGUGAAAUAAAGAAGAACAUUGUGCAACCCACCAUCACGGCAACAUCUACUGCAACGGUGUUAAAUUUAACAGAGGAAGAUAUUACCCAUGGGAUUUCUCCUGACCAAAGUACAAUAAUAGAGACUGAGACAAAAGUUCCCCUAAAGGCAACAAGAAAAGGCAAGAAAGACAAAAAGAAAAGUAAUCAUGCUGUAGAUAUAUCCACAGAAUUUAUUGAUGAACAAGAAGUGAGUGUAAACUAUACAUUAUGGGCAGAGUAUUCCGAGCAGGAUCUCAAGAAGGACACCAGACUAGCAAGUACACAGGAAAGCUUGGUAAUUGGAGAAAAUGUAAGCUCUACAACAACAGGCAUGAGUGAACAUGCAGAAGAAGACAGCCAGUUGCCAUUGCCUUCCAAAAAAGAAAAGGAAGGAAAGAGACUUUCAGGACCAAAGAGAGACAGAGCACAGAAGGGCGAACCAGGAGAACAUGGAGAUCCUGGUGUUCCUGGUCAGAAGGGAGAAAAAGGAGAUGUUGGUGAAAAUGGACAAAAGGGAGAGCCAGGAGUUGGUCAUAGAGGCCCAGUGGGUCAGGCUGGACCUCCCGGUACUAAGGGUGAGCCAGGGGAGCAGGGACUCCCAGGAGUACAAGGAAUCCAAGGCAUCCUAGGAAACCCAGGUAUUUCAGGAUCCGUGGGUGAAAGAGGAGAAAUAGGACUGCCCGGUCCUCCUGGCCCAUCGGGAGAACGCGGAAAAAGGGGCAAGAAUGGCAACGCUGGACCACCAGGAGUCCCAGGACCUAUUGGAAAAGAGGGAAAACAAGGAGCCCCUGGCAUCAAGGGUGAGAAGGGUGAAGGAAUUGUUGGGGAGCCUGGUCCUAGAGGUCUACGUGGGUUUCCUGGGCUAAGAGGAGAAAAUGGAAUUCCAGGAAUAUCCGGGCCGGCUGGAAUAAUGGGCCCAAAAGGACUUCCAGGUGUGAAAGGUGAAAGAGGGGGCAGAGGAUUGUCUGGUUUCAAAGGAGAAAAGGGGGACCCAAUGGUUUUAUUUGGAACUCCAGGAUACAAAGGAAGCAAAGGAGAAUCGGGUAUUAGAGGAUAUCCAGGUUUUGAUGGAGAUAAAGGCGAAAAAGGAGAAGAUGGACCACCAGGAGAGAAAGGUAUUAAGGGUGAUGCUGGCUCUAAAGGAUCUAUGGGACUAUUUGGUGCAAGGGGACCUGUGGGACAGAAGGGUAAACCUGGUGAACCCGGGCUUCCUGGAAAUGCAGGUACAGCAGGACUUAAUGGGAGGAAUGGACUUAAAGGAUCCAAAGGAGACAGAGGUCUACAGGGACAAAAAGGAGAACCGGGUGAAAAUGGCAAUUCUGGAUUGCCAGGAGACAUUGGGAAAAAAGGAGACAAGGGAAUGUUAGGGUUUCCAGGCAAAACAGGAGAACCUGGGAUAAUAGGUGGUAAAGGUGAAACUGGAGCACAAGGAAGCCCUGGACUAGCAGGCUCUCCAGGAACUGCAGGAGCGAAGGGGGAUGAAGGAGAGAGGGGAAUUGAUGGACCUCCCGGAGAUGUUGGAGAUAAAGGAGAUAAGGGUAUUAAAGGAUCUCUGGGCUUAAGUGGAUUCAGGGGACCAAUUGGACACCCGGGACAGAAUGGGGCUCCUGGGCCACAAGGACCUACAGGACCAAAAGGAAAUUCAGGAUUAAAGGGUGAGAAAGGAAAAAGAGGAAAAUCUUUGCCAUGUCCACAAGUGGAUCCAGGAAUACCAGGAAUAAAGGGUGAAAUGGGAGAAGAUGGAACUGAGGGUUUUAAGGGUGAAAAAGGAGACCCUGGACUUUCUGAAGAAGAUGUGAAAGACCUUGUCAAAAGGGAACUGAUUGGAAAGUGUGGCAAGGAAUUCCGUCUAAUAAUGAAGUCCUCAAACCUAGAUGAAGGAUAUGAAGACAAUGAAAACGUUGGUGAAGAGGUGAUCGAGUCCCCUGAGGGUAGUGUGACUGAAAAUGAAAUAGAAGCUACCCAAUGGAAUGAAACCCUUAAUACCACACAAUCUCCAAGCACCACAUCUCCACAGAAACAAGAAGAGGGAAGUAAUAAAAAGCUGAGAAGGAAGCGUCAUUCUGGAAUAAUGUCUGAAGGUCCUUGUUUAGAACCUAUGGAUGAAGGAUUUUGUUCAAAAUAUAUCUUGCUUUGGUACUAUAACUUGAAAGUUGAUGAGUGCCGUCCAUUUGUUUAUGGUGGUUGUGGAGGAAACCAUAAUCGCUUUAAUAGUAAAGAGAAGUGUGAAUGGAGAUGUAAAACAAAAGCAGCUUCUGUUACUGAAAAUCUUGAGGUGGAGACUAACUCAAACUGUGCACAGUUUGGGCCUAGAUUCAGCAAACCUGAAGGAAGCCCACAUUUCACAUUUAGACAUUUUAGAGGGGUCUCCAAUCUUAAGGUCGAUCCCAGUCCUAUACUGCAUGGACCUUUUCGGGAUCCAUCCGAAAAACUGAGGAAGAAAGCAGUGAUGGCUUCACCUAAGGACCCGGAGACCCGUAAAUCGGUCUCAAAGAGGAAGCAUCUGGCCUGCUUUGACUGCAGUACGCUGCUGGAUGACAAUUGUCCUUUGUCGAGGUGUGAGGCUUUCCGUAGAUCCCAGUCGGCCACGGAACCCACCAUGCAGAAAAUGUACCAGUGUGUCAAGGGAUAUGUGGAUAAUUCCAUCAAGGGCGUGGUUAACCUGCUGGACAAGAGGCUUCCUGCCGCUACUCAAGCUCCCAUGGAUACCUCCGCGCCUGUGGAAAGACCCGCCACAAUUUCUUGA